Molecule: messenger RNA, 5887 nt
Organism: Brassica napus (rape)
Lineage: Eukaryota; Viridiplantae; Streptophyta; Magnoliopsida; Brassicales; Brassicaceae
Product: cation/H(+) antiporter 2-like
Exons: 4
Coding region: 3492-5837 (781 amino acids)
Biological process (GO): proton transmembrane transport; regulation of pH
Cellular component (GO): membrane; endomembrane system
Molecular function (GO): antiporter activity
Source: RefSeq, a predicted model, not a curated record
UAUUUUAGGCAACUUUAAAAUAUAUAAUAUAUUUUAGAUAUUUUAUAUACUAAUAUAAUUAAUAUAUUUAAGUAUAGAAAUAUAUUUGGAUAUUCGCAAUAUUUUGGUUCGGAUCAGGUUUGGUUUCGGUUAUCUAAAUACCAAAAUUUUAAAUCUAUUCAGAUAUCUAGUAAGUUUCUGUUUGGGUUCGUAACUGGCCAGCCAUAGCUUCACUGGUAUUUUUUAUGUACAUAGAUAAAAAGGUUUGAAGUUGUUAUGAGAAAUCUAAAUUUAUUUCUUCUAUUUCAUUUUUUCAAAAUUUAAAAUACGGGAACAAAAUGAAGAUUUUUUGGUAUGUUAAGAUAGUGAUUUCUGUUUAUUCGAUAAUCAAUAUUUUUUUUUAUGGAAUAUCCUUUAACUAGGUAAGAUUUGGUUGAAUAUUUUUUAAAUAAGAGAUCACGAUUUUGGUAACUACUGCGUGACUUCUUUAACCGAAGGUGGGUGAUUGUUUUGAUAUUUUAAUAUUCUAAAGGAAAUUUAUUUAAUAUAGUCUUCUAUUUUUUUAUUUAUCUAAUCUGUUUGGUUUGAUUUUACAUUAGGUUCUCAUUUUGGACAUUACAUGUAUACAAUAUGGUAAAAAUAUGUAGAGCAUGUAAGUUUUUUGAGUACCUAAAAUUGUCAUGAUACUGCGUAUAUAAUAUAUGUCACUAGAUUUUGAUCCACGAUUAGAAAGCGCAGAGUUGUUGGAUUAUAUUAUAAUACAAAAUUUUAUUAUAUCGAAAAACAUAAUUUUUAACAGCUAUAUAAUCUACAAAUUAGUUUAUUUGAGAUUUUAUAUAUACACUUUUACGUAAGUUUCUUUUCGACAUGAGAAUUAUAUCCGGAUCAAAAAACAAACUAAACCGACCCAAAAUUAUAGGUUAGUUCAUGUCCAGAGAAGAUAACCUAUUUUGUUUUUUCGACCCGCAGGUUUUUGUUUGAGUCCGGGUCCUACCCUAGACCCGAUCAUAAAUAUGUGUUUAUUAGGUAUAUUUGGAUAUUUCGAAUAUGUUUCCGGUAUUAUGGAUAUUGGUUUUAAGUUUUUGGUUUACGAUUAGAUUUUUGAUUUCAGGUAAAUUUUUCAAAUUAAAAAGACAAUUGGGUAUUUGGAUAAAAUUUUGGGUAUUUUCCAGUUCAUCGUGUUAGAUUUUGAAUAAGAUUUUAAAUUUUUAGAUAUUUAAAUUUUUUUGGUAUUUGUUUGGAGUUUCAAAUACUUUUCGUGUUUCAGAUAUUUUUCAGAUUUUUUAUAUAUUUCGAAUUCUUUUAGGAUCUUAAAUACCCGAACAGAUGUGGACCCAUUACGUCCAUAUUAGGUCCAACAAUUUUUUGAUAUAGAUUUUUAACGUUAUUGUACAAAAACAUGGUUGAAAUAUUUUUCUGAGUAAAAGUAUCAUAAGAAAUAAUAUUAAGAUCUGUUAAAAAUAUUUAAAAUAUUUUAUGUUUAGAAUGAUUAAUGUAUUAUCAGAAAAAUAAUAAAUAGUUAUACAUAACUCCAACAAUUUUUUUAUAUUAGAAUUUUUAAAACUCUUUCCCUUUUAAUCGUAUUGAUUCGUUUUAAGUGAAAAGUAUAUAAAAGUAUAAUAUCUGAGCAAAUAAUUUUCAAAAUCUUGAAUAAUCAAUACUGAUAUCGUGAAGUCGGGUUAGCUUUAAUAGAACCAAUGAAUUUCUUCAUUUUUGUGAAGGUAACAUGAAUAUUCAGAAAAAUCAUUUUUAAAUAUGAAAAUAUUAUCAAACUAUAGACGGUUGAAAGUUUAGUAUAUGAUAUGAGAUUUUAGUGGGAAAGUUUAUAUAUGAUAUGAUUACUUUAUUAUAAACGAAAAAGGAAGUUAGAAUGUACACAUAUAUGUCUUGUAAUUUAUCUUGCUUUAAAUCAUAUAUUAUAUGAUCAAAGUGAUAAUAUAAAACAUUAGUUUCAAUAUUUUUACGAUUAAAAACCAAAAUGAUAAAUAUAGUAAUAGUAAUGAUUAGAAUUUAGGAGUGAGAUUUAAAUAAAUAAAAGAAUUGACUAAAUUAUUGUUACAGAAAUAUAUGGUAACAUUGUUAGUAUAAAUUUAAGGUAAGACCAACAAAUAAUGAAUUAAAUGAAAGGGUUCAAACAACUUUUAUAGGUAGAUUUUUUUAGACUCCUUCCCUUUUAAUAGUAUUGAUUUUGUGUAAAAAUAUGAAUGUGUUAAAUCGUUCCCAAAGUUACCUUGAACCGAUUAUGAACAAAGGGUUAAUGACUUGCAUGUUCACAUUUGUUUAUGAACAUAUCUAAUUGCUUAUACUUGGUUUAUAUGUUUAUUAUUGUUUUAUUAUUUAAGAAUAAAUCGUUCCCACUUUAGAGUAAAUCGGUUUGGUCAGUUUUUAAUUAAUGACUAAACCUCAAAAGUAUAGGUUAAUAAAAUAAGUAAUUUGUUUUGUUGUUCUAUUAUUUGAUGAUUUUUAGACCGAACUCGUAAAUAUAUACUAGAUAAACAUUUAUAUUUCGAGUAUGAACUUAUAUUCUAUAACAGUUUGAUAUAUUAUAUUUGAACAUUAACCUGUGAAUUAAGUUUUCCGGUGGUAUUCUUCAAAAAUUUGAUUUUUAGAUAUGUAUUUGGAGUGAAAAUAAUUUUUACAAAUGUCCAUCUUUUUAAAUUGACACUUAUGUAGUUUACUCAAUUCAAAGAAAAAGUUACAAAAAGAAACAAAAUUCAUAUCAGUGAAACAUAAACGAAAAUGAAAAAACAAUUUUAUAGAUUUAUAAAAUAAAAUCACUUAUGGAGCUCAAUAGUAAACAAAUCGAAAGCAGAAAACCUAAAUUCCUUUCGGCAUUUUACAAUCGAUGUUGCAUAUCUGGUUUUGUGAUUUGUGUCCGCUACAAAACUUAAUUUUUUUUUAUGCAUAUGAAAUUUUAAUAAUAAUUAAAAUGAACCGUAAUAUGUUAACUCUUCAACAACAAUUAUACAUUUAAGAAACCAACAUUUGUACUUGGUAUUUUACAAUCGGUAAAGAUUAUAGUGUUACAAAAUGUUAAAACUAUUCAAUGAACAAAUAUUAAUAUAAAAAAUUCAUCUUGCAUAUGCGUCCGGGAUAUCAUCUAGUUAUUUAGUACAAUGGUAAGAUCAUAGGAUGUUUCUCGGUUAAUGAUGAGUAUUAUAUGAUAUGUCUUUAAAUUUAAUGACUUUCUAGUGAGAGUCCGUUUUAAAAUAUCAACAAAAGAUUGCGAUUUAUAUUUUAAUAAAUAAGAUGUAAAUUAUCGGUUUAUAGUCAACUUAAUCCGCUCUGGAAGGGAAAAAAAUUGAGGUCUCGAGUAAUUAACGGACGGACAAGUAGUUGUGAACCCCAACCAAAAGGAAAUAAUUAGUUUUAUAUCUAAAUUACUUCUGAAAUUUAUAUUCUUGAUUUAGACAACAUUUUCAGUUUCUUUUCCCAACAAAACUUUAUUUUAUUUGGUCUUAUUCUCAUCACAACGCUUAAAGAAUGCUCAUGAUCAUCAAAUCAAGAAGAAGAUGGAUCCAAAGUUGUUGUUCUGUUUGCCACAAGGAGAUGAAUUGUUUAACCCCCUUAAUACUCUGUUUAUUCAAAUGGGUUGCAUUCUCGUUUUCUCUCAACUAUUUUACCUCAUGCUCAAACCAUGUGGUCAAGCUGCUCCCGUCGCCCAGAUUCUCGCUGGUAUUGUGUUGAGUCCUGUUCUGCUCUCAAGAAUCCCUAAAGUUAAAGAGUUCUUCCUCCAGAAAGAUGCAGCAGAUUACUACUCUUUUUUCUCCUUCGUUUUACGAACAUCUUUCAUGUUCUUGAUCGGUCUUGAGUUCGAUAUACAAUUCAUGAGAAGAAACUUCAAGAAAGUCUCUGUAAUAACCUUGAGUUCCUUUUCGGCUUGCAGUCUCCUCAGCCUCGCCUUGGUCUAUAUACUCACCCCUUUGCUCCAUAUCAAAGAGGAUUACUUAACGCUUUUCAUGACUCUUUUCGUUACCUUGUCAAACACGUCAUCUCCUGUCGUCCUCCGUUCAAUUGCUGAUUGGAAACUCAACACAUCUGAGAUUGGACGGCUUACACUCUCCUGUGCGUUGUUCAUAGAAUUAUCAGACGUCGUGAUCUACACUUUAGUCAUAGCCUCCAUCUCUAAAUCUAUGAUAGGUAAUAUCUUCUUGUUUAUUUUCGCCACCGGAGCCCUAAUCUUGCUCAACAAGUUUCUAGCUGCAUGGCUCCCAAAGAGGAACCCUAAAGAAAAGUACCUAUCAAAAGCUGAGACUUUAGUGUUCAUCAUAUUCCUUCUCAUUAUCGCCGUAACAAUAGAAUCCUAUGAUGUUAACUCCUCGGUUUCGGUUUUCACCAUUGGUAUAAUGGUUCCACGACAAGGAAAGACUCACAGAACGUUGAUUCAACGGCUUAGUUACCCUAUCCACGAGUUUGUUCUUCCGGUUUACUUUGGUUACAUGGGAUUCAGAUUCAGUAUCACUGCGUUAACCAAACGUUAUUACAUCGGUCUCGUUAUUAUAGUGAUUCUAGCCUUAGCUGGGAAACUUAUUGGUGUAAUAUGCGCUUGUAUGUACCUGAAGAUCCCCAAGAAAUAUUGGCUCUUCUUACCAACUAUUCUCUCUGUUAAAGGUCAUGUGGGUGUUCUUCUUCUCGACGCAAACUACUCCAAAAAGAAAUGGUGGACAACAACAAUCCAUGAUAUGAUGCUGGCAUCGUUGGUGGUCACGACGCUAGUAAGCGGUGUCCUAGCAUCUUUCUUGCUUAAAGCAAGAGAAAAAGACUUCGCUCCCCAGAAAACUUGUCUUGAAUCUCACGACACUCACGAGGAGCUACGCGUUUUAUCUUGCGUUUACGGAGUCCGCCACGCUCGUGGUACAAUCUCUCUAAUCUCAGCCUUGAGCGGUUGUCAUGGAGCCUCUAAGCCCUUCGCGGCUCUGCUUAUGCACCUCGUACCACUCCCCAAGAAACGAAAAUCAUCAGAACUCUUGUAUCACGAGCUCGGUGAUGACGUGCAUGGAGAUGAUGAGUUUGGAACCAACGAUGGGUUAGAGAUCAAUGAUUCGAUUGAUUCCUUUGCUAAAGACAGUAAACUCUUGAUCCAACAGGUCAAGCUCGUGACCAAGAUGCUUAACAUGCACGUAGAGAUUUGUAACGCGACAGAAGAUCUUCGCAUUUCGAUUGUGUUUCUUCCGUUUCAUAAACACCAGAGGAUAGAUGGGAAGACUACAAACGAUGGAGAGAUUUUCAGACAGAUGAACAGGAACGUUUUAAGACACGCUCCAUGUUCGGUUGGUAUUUUCGUGGACCGGAACAUAACCGGGUUUCAACAACCGCACGGCUUUGAUUCGGUACAACAUGUUGCUGCAUUGUUCUUUGGUGGUCCUGAUGAUCGUGAGGCUUUAGCUCUAUGCAGAUGGCUAGCUAACAACACUCUGAUUCAUCUCACGAUUAUACACUUCGUUUCAGAGGAUUCUCAGACAGAGAGUCCUGUCAGGAACACGACAACACAAGACAAUAACGAUGUUUUCAUCGAGGUUGCGGGAAGAGAUCAAACUGAACACGAAGCAGACCGAAGUUUCUUAGAAGAAUUCCAUAACAGAUUUGUGACAACGGGACAAGUGGGGUUCAUGGAGAAGCGUGUGAGUGAUGGACCGCAUACGCUGACGAUUCUAAGAGAGAUAGGAGAGAUGUAUUCACUGUUUGUGGUUGGGAAGAGCAGAGGAGACAGCCCUAUGACGGUGAGAAUGAAAGAUUGGGAAGAGUGUCCGGAGCUUGGAACUGUCGGUGAUUUCUUGGCUUCAUCUUUAGAUGUAAAUGCUUCUGUAUUAGUUGUUCAAAGACAAAGACAUUCACAUGAUAACUUUCUAGAUGAUUAGCAAAACAUAUCUUAGUUUCAGCCACUUUUCUAAAAAUCGGUCUUGCGGCG